AUGACCGCUGCACUUAGGAUACUUGCUUAUGGAGUAGCGGCUGAUUUUAUGGAUGAAUAUGUGAGAAUAGCAGAAACCACUGCAAUAACUAGUUUGAAAAAAUUUGUUGCAGCAGUGGUUGCUAUUUUUUCAGAGGAAUACUUGAGGUCACCAAACAAUGAAGACAUCGCUAGAUUGUUAGCCCAUGGCCAAAACCGUGGAUUUCAGGCAUGUUGGGAAGUAUUGAUUGCAUGCAUUGGAAAUGGAAAAAUUGUCCAACUGCAUGGAAAGGGAUGUAUUGUGGUCAUAUUCGUGAGCCAACGGUCUCAUGUAUUUUCUGAACUUGCACAAGGACGUGCUCCUGCAGUUAAUUACUCAAUUAAUGAUGAUGAUUACACAAUGGGAUAUUAUCUUGCCGAUGGCAUAUAUCCACAAUGGUCAACAUUUGUGAAGACAAUCCCAAGGCCAUUAUUAGCAAAAAGAAAAUUAUUUGCAAAAGCUCAGGAGGCAUAUAGGAAGGAUGUAGAGCGUGCAUUUGGAGUGCUUCAAGCACGAUUUGCUAUUGUACGUGGACCUGCACGGUUUUUCUAUCAUGAAACACUACAUGACAUUAUGAAAGCGUGCAUAAUUCUUCAUAACAUGAUUAUUGAAGAUGAGGGAGAUGAAGCUGAAGCAGUGGACUUAGAUUAUGAACAAAUUGAUGAGAUUUCAUGUACACCAAUGUCACGUGAGCCAACAAAUGAAUUUACGGAAUUCAUUCAAGUUCAUCAAUGCAUUAGGGAUCGAGAAGCUCAUUCUCAACUCCAAAUGAAUCUCGUUGAGCAUUUAUGGCAAUUACAAGGAGAGUCAUGA
Quercus robur (English oak) is the source of this 831-nucleotide messenger RNA. RefSeq lists its product as uncharacterized. The coding region runs from base 1 to 831 and encodes 276 amino acids. NCBI's taxonomy places the organism in Eukaryota, Viridiplantae, Streptophyta, Magnoliopsida, Fagales, Fagaceae. The record is from RefSeq and is a predicted model, not a curated record. The transcript has 2 exons.